AUGUGGCUCUUCCACGCUCUGCUCUACAUAACCACCUGUGACCUCAGCAUCCAGGGUGCUGCCACCCUGUUCCUGCAGCCAGCACCCCCACACCAGGCCUUCCCCCGCAUAGCUCCCACUCAGGGCCUGGCUCCCCUGGCAGGCUUCAAUGUGGAUGUAGCCCAGACUUGGAUCACACCCAGCGGUGCGCCUUUUGUGCUCAGCUCCCUUCUGCACCAAGACUCCAGCACCAAUCAGACCUGGCUCCUCGUCACCAGCCCUAUGACGAAUGAGUCAGCAGGGCCCCUCCAUCGGUGUUCCUUCAACCUGAAUGAAAUCUCCUGUCAGACAGUAGAGCAUGCUCACAUCCCAAAGAAGAAACAUCAGGGAGUGACAGUUGUCCGGAACCAGCAUGGUGUUUUGGUUUGCAUUCAAGUGACAACCCGGAAACCCCACAGCCUCAGUCCAGAACUCACAGGGAACUGCAACCUAUUGGACUCCAGCCUCCAAUUCCAGACCCAGACCUACUUCUCCAAUUUUAAAAAUCUCCUUCCAGAUGCACCUGUGGAUGCUGGAGACUGCUACUGGAAUAGAAAAAGCAACACAGAGGGGAAUGAGCACUCAGCCAGGGGGCGCAGGGCACUGAAGGAGGUGGACGAGGAGGAGGAGGAGGAGGAGGAGGAAGCCGGCACUGAGAUUGCCUUCAUUUUGGAUGGCUCAGGAAGCAUUAACAUCCCAGACUUUGAGAAAGCCAAAGACUUUAUCUCCAACAUGAUGAAGGACAUCUAUGAGAGGUGCUUUGAGUGCAGCUUUGCCCUGGUGCAGUACGGAGGAGUAAUCCAGACUGAGUUUGAUCUUCUGGACAGCCAGGACGAGAUGGCCACCCUCGCCAAAGUCAAGAACAUCAGUCAAGUGAAGAGUGUUACUAAGACGGCCUCAGCCAUGCAGCAUGUCCUGGAUACCAUCUUCACGCCAAGCCGUGGGUCCAGAGAGAAAGCAACCAAGAUCAUGGUGGUGCUCACCGAUGGGGACAUAUUCAUGGACCCCCUCAACCUCACAACUGUCAUCAACUCCCCAGAGAUGCAGGGUGUUGAACGCUUUGCCAUUGGGGUAGGGGAAGCGUUUGAGAACGAAAAGUCUGACAAGGAACUGAAACUGAUCGCCUCGGAUCCCGAUGAGAAGCACGCUUUCAAGGUGACCAACUACUCAGCGCUGAGCGGGCUGCUGAGCAAACUGCAGCAAAGUAUCAUCCACAUGGAGGGUGCACGUGGAGAAGACCUUCACUGUCAGCUGGCACAGGUUGGCUUCAGUGCCCAGAUCCUGAACAAGGAGCAGGUGCUGCUUGGUGCCGUUGGGGCCUUUAACUGGUCAGGCGGUGUGCUGGUCUACAACAUGAGUAGCGGUGAGGGACGCUUCCUGAACCAGAGUGCAGCGGAUGCCAAGACUGCUCAGUACAGCUACCUAGGUUACUCAGUGGCCGUGCUGCACAAGACCCAUGGCCUCUCCUAUGUGGCCGGGGCUCCACAGCACAAACAUCGUGGGACAGUGUUUGAGCUCCAGAAGGUGGAAACAGGAACCACCUUCCUUUCGGUACUGGAGGGAGAGCAGAUGGGAUCCUAUUUUGGCUCCGAGCUGUGCCCUGUGGACAUCAACAUGGAUGGAACCACAGACUUGUUGCUGGUGGCAGCUCCGUUUUAUCACAUUCACGGAGAAGAAGGCAGAGUUUACGUCUACCGCUUGGAUAAGCAGAAUGGCUCCUUCUCCUUUGUACGCACACUGAGCGGGCUCCCCCGUUUCAAAGAUGCCCGGUUUGGCUUUGCCAUGGCAGCUAUAGGGGACAUCAGUCAGGAUAAGCUCACAGAUGUGGCCAUUGGGGCCCCCCUGGAGGAUUUUAGGGCUGACAGUGAUAACAGUUUCGGCAGCGUAUACAUCUACAAUGGACGCCAGCAAGACCUCUCCUCCAGCUACUCACAGAGGAUCAGCGCCUCGGAGAUGACUGCAGGACUCCACUACUUCGGCAUGUCCCUGGCUGGUGGCUUCGAUAUCAGUGGUGACGGCCUUGCUGACAUCACCGUGGGCACUCUGGGCCAGGCCACUGUGCUCCGCUCAAGACCUGUAGUUCAUCUGAAGGUGACCAUGAAAUUCACGCCUCAGGAACUGCCCAUUCGCUUCAAUGGCACAGUGAAUGCAACUUUGUGCUUUGAAAUCAGCUCUGGGACCCCAGCUACCAAGACAGGCCUCCAAGGGACAUCUCUCAACUUCACGUUGGACGUGGAUGUGAUGAAGCACAGGAGAAGGCUGAAGUAUUCAGAUGGCAAGACUUCUCUGAGCCUCCUUCGGGAAUGGCCCAAGGAAUCACAACUCUGUGAGCCCCUCAAGUUCCACCCUGUGGAAGGGGAGCUCAUUGAAGACUACUUCUUCAACAUCCAUUUCAACAUCAGCUACCAACUCAAGACCCCCAAGGCCAUCAGGAACUAUGCCCAUUCCAUCCUGGACCACUACACUGAGCCCUCUGCCAUCUUCCAGCUGCCCUAUGAGAAGACCUGCAAGAAUAAGACAUCUUGUAAUGCUGAAUUACAGUUGGACUUCACCAUCUCCCAGCAGAAUUUGGUGAUAGGUGAUACAAAGGAGCUGAUUAUGAAUCUGAAUGUAACUAACUCUGGGGAAGAUUCCUACAUGACCAUCCUGACUGUGCAAUACCCCAGGAUCUUACAGUUUAAGAGGAUACAGACGCCUACAUCUCUGCAUAUUCAGUGUGAUGACCCUCAGCAAGAUGCUACUGCCAUGAACUGCAAGAUUGGCCACCCCGUAUUCAAGAGGUCGUCUGCAGACAUCAUGAUAUCUUGGCAGCUAGAGGAGAAUGUCUUUUCCAACAGUACAGAGGACAUCACUGUGACCACCACCAGUUCCAACAUAGGGUCUCCAGUCAGUAAGAGUGCAACCAUGACAUUCAAGCGUGCCUUCACUGCAAUGCUUAACAAACCAUUGGUGAUGUAUAUGAACACAAGCAAGAGUCUUCUUGACCACAAAGAAUUCAUCUUCAAUAUACGUGGGGAUAAUCACUAUGAUGCCCAAUUCCAGUUGCAAAUUUGUGUUCCAAUCAAAAUCCACGGCUUUCAGGUUGUAAAUGUGAUGAACUACACCCAGAGCACAUUCCCCCAAUGUAAGUCCCGGUGCUCAAAGUGCAGGGAGGACUCUGCCACGGCGAGUGACGCGGUGAUCUGGUGCAAAAUGCUCUUCGCAGCAGCCAUGGAAGUCAGCUGCCUUCUCAUUCGCUCCAAUUCAGCUUCACAGCGGGACCCCCUCAUCUUCUUCCCAUCUGUCCCACACUCAGGCUUCUCAGCGUUCACCGAGUCCACAGAGCUCCAGAGAGCUGACCUGACGGUGGCACGGGUGACACUGACCGCUAGCGCUGGGACCCCAGCUGCAGGGCUGCUGGGAGAGGCCGGAGAGCUGAACAGGGAGGCGCUGGUGCCCAGCUCGUCGCAGUCGUUGGGCUGGCUGCACACACUGAGCUCCGGGCUGAGACGGCCCGGGUGGUUGUCGGAGAAGGGCGGCGGGCCGUACAGGCCACACGGGCGGAAGUCGGGGUCGUCGGGGUCGUCGGAAGCGACGGACUGCAAGGGACCGCUGUUGUUGGCGUCGCUGCUGCUACUGCUGCUGCUAAAGAAACGCUUCCGAUCUGGCGGCGGGAACCAUUGCGUGGCAGCCCGCCCCGGCCGCCGCCGCGGUCCCCAGCCACCUACAGUCCCGUACGUUCGGAAGAGCCGGCUCCCGGGUCGCGGGAACGAGACCGCCAUAACUCGCACCCGCCUAGCAGUUCAAAUUCAAGCACCGCGAGAAUUCAAGAUGACGUUUAGGCGUCUGCCGGCCGGCCUACGCACAAGCCGGGUCCUAGCGCCCGUCUUCGCGCGUGCGCUUUCCUGCGGGUCGCCAAGAAGCCGGGUUUGCGAGACUGUGAAUCCUUUACAGAAGCAGACGAGCAGCCUAGUCACGCCGCCAUCAGGCCUUCUGAUAAAAAUGCUCAGAUACCGCUUUCCCGAGGUUCUCCCGCACGUGGAAGAAUGGGAUUCCGUGAACUGCAACAUUACUUCAGGUCAAGAAAAUGUAACGGUGGCUGCAGAGCUCAUCUUGAGUCACUCUGAGCGGGUAAUUAAAACUUUAAGAGACCUGAAUGAACUGCACAUCCUUGGCAGAAUAAUUCACGACGAGACUCUGUAUCAGAGGCAGAAUGCAGAGAACAACAAAACUCAGAUCACUGUCAUCUUUCUGAAAGAUGAAACGCCUGUCCACUUUUUGCCUGUCAUCAUCGGGAGCAGUGUUGGUGGCUUUCUGGUUUUGAUUGUGAUUAUUGUCAUCCUAGUCAAGUGUGGCUUUUUCAAAAGGAAAUAUCAGCAAUUGAACUUGGAAAGCAUGAGGAGGACCCAGCUGAAAUCAGAGGAUCUGCUCCCAGAAGAAAAUUCAGAGCACCUUUUGCACCCUUCGGAGAAAACUGCCCAUUGA
Molecule: messenger RNA, 4482 nt
Organism: Chrysochloris asiatica (Cape golden mole)
Lineage: Eukaryota; Metazoa; Chordata; Mammalia; Afrosoricida; Chrysochloridae
Gene: ITGAE
Product: integrin, alpha E (antigen CD103, human mucosal lymphocyte antigen 1; alpha polypeptide)
Exons: 36
Coding region: 1-4482 (1493 amino acids)
Biological process (GO): cell-matrix adhesion; integrin-mediated signaling pathway; cell-cell adhesion
Cellular component (GO): external side of plasma membrane; integrin complex
Molecular function (GO): integrin binding
Source: RefSeq, a predicted model, not a curated record